CAGUGAGGAUGUAUAGAAUUUAACCGUCUUGUUUGUUUAUAAUGACUGGAGUUGCAACGCUUGUAGGGGACAUACAUCAUCCGUUAGGUGGCGCUCCACUCGCCAUGUUGGCCGCACAGUGCAAUAAGAUCACCUCGAAAUCCCCACCGCCUCUCGCUGACGCUGCCGUCGGUAAAGGAUUCUAUCCCUGGAAAAAACCUGAACACUCGUCGGCAAUGGAUCCAGCCAACCUUUUGUUCGUUCCGCAACAGAGAUCGUCGUUUACGUCGACGACGUCACCGAGUUACGUCAGACCCGUUUCUAGCGUUAACGGAAGUGGAUCUUACGGAAAUGAUUUACUGUAUCCCUCCGUGAGUUCAACGUCUUCGGGUUCGCACAAUUCAUCAGAUUCGCCCCAAGCCGCUUCGUACCUACAGAAAAUGCACAGUGAAACCGCGUGGGCGGAUACUGGGAUAUCCGGAAUGUACUCUCGCGUUGCUGGUGUAACUGCGCAACACUAUGACGCUUGGCCGUUUGGUUUAGGAUCAAAUCUUAAAACCGAAGUGGGGGCGUCUGUUAACCCCGUUUCGCCAUUUUGGGACAUGCAUACUGGAACCGGAAAUUUGUAUCCGGACGUGACGUCACCAAGUUCUGGACUUCACUCACAGAUGUCAGGAUAUCCUGGUGAUUUGAAACUCGGACAUUCUCUCAGUUCAAAUUCCGGGUCUUUAUUUUCUUCCGGACAACAGCUAUUCCAAGACCCAUACAAAGCAAUGUAUUCUUCAGCUAAUGAUUUGGGAACGUCUGCUGUAAAUCCAUUCUUGUCACGACCUGGGAUGACCAACAUUCCGAGUCCGAAGUCAUCCAAACGCUAUUCCGGACGUGCCACGUGCGCAUGCCCGAACUGUCACGAAGCUGAGCGUCUAGGUCCUGCAGGCGCUCAUUUAAUAAAGAAGAACGUUCACAGCUGCCAUAUACCCGGAUGCGGAAAAGUGUACGGGAAAACAUCACACUUAAAGGCCCACUUACGUUGGCAUACAGGUGAAAGGCCGUUCAUUUGUAACUGGUUAUUCUGUGGUAAGCGUUUUACACGCUCUGACGAACUUCAACGUCAUUUGCGUACGCAUACGGGUGAAAAACGUUUCGCUUGUCCCAUCUGUAACAAAAAGUUCAUGCGAAGUGACCAUUUAGCUAAACACACGAAAACACAUAGUGAGGGGGGUAAGAAAAGCGGAAGUGAUUCGGAGGAAACCAAUGGAGAUGAGGCAUCAAGUGCGAAGUCGAUGUCACUUCCGGUGGAAAAAUGACAACGUCAUAUGGUGAUUUACAUUUAUGGAAGGAGAACUGUUUAUGAAUAUAGAUUAUAAGUUAUUCGUGUUGAAUGUUAUAAUCCAUAAUUUAUGUGUUAUUAUAUUG
Molecule: messenger RNA, 1395 nt
Organism: Mya arenaria
Lineage: Eukaryota; Metazoa; Mollusca; Bivalvia; Myida; Myidae
Product: transcription factor Sp9-like
Exons: 2
Coding region: 42-1286 (414 amino acids)
Biological process (GO): regulation of transcription by RNA polymerase II
Molecular function (GO): DNA-binding transcription factor activity, RNA polymerase II-specific; RNA polymerase II cis-regulatory region sequence-specific DNA binding
Source: RefSeq, a predicted model, not a curated record